AUGUUCAAGCUGAUGCCCUCAGCCCCCGAGCCUCGCCGGCCUGAGCGGGGCGGCGUGAAGGGCGCGCUGCUCAGUGUGUACUACGACCCCUUCAAGUGCUGGUGUGUGGUGCCCCCCCGCCCCCCCACGCCCACACCCCCACCACCACGCCCGCACACACCCCAGCACACGCCCACGCCCCCCCAGUGUGCGUGUGCGUGCGUGUGUGCGCGUCUCUGUAGCUCCACCCGCCCACUGACUCCUCUGAACCAUAUUGACAAGACUGCCCCCAUCCACCACCCCCACCUCCACCACAGCCCCCACCACGCCCACCACAGCCCCCCAGCAGCAGCGGCCCCCCUCCCCCACGCCGACCCCUACCGCCGCCCCCGCCACAGCACACAUUAA
This is a messenger RNA of Eriocheir sinensis (Chinese mitten crab), 387 nucleotides long. RefSeq lists its product as uncharacterized. The coding region runs from base 1 to 387 and encodes 128 amino acids. The transcript is spliced from 3 exons. NCBI's taxonomy places the organism in Eukaryota, Metazoa, Arthropoda, Malacostraca, Decapoda, Varunidae. The record is from RefSeq and is a predicted model, not a curated record.